Messenger RNA from Neohortaea acidophila, 2176 nucleotides. Its product is annotated as tRNA synthetases class I (M)-domain-containing protein. Gene Ontology annotation, cellular component: aminoacyl-tRNA synthetase multienzyme complex; cytosol. The record is from RefSeq and is a predicted model, not a curated record. Gene Ontology annotation, biological process: methionyl-tRNA aminoacylation. Gene Ontology annotation, molecular function: methionine-tRNA ligase activity; ATP binding. The coding region runs from base 197 to 2131 and encodes 644 amino acids. Lineage: Eukaryota; Fungi; Ascomycota; Dothideomycetes; Mycosphaerellales; Teratosphaeriaceae. The transcript has a single exon.
AGUCGAACCACCAACCACCACCGUCGCCCUUGCUCAACUGCCCCAGCCAUCUGCACUCCCCAUCGUGAAUCUGGCCGCCCUCAUCUCCACACACGCCGCCAGAUACUGCGCCGCGAGAACGUUUUCUUCGGUUGGUCGCCGGACAGCUUUCGCGGCGAAGCGACCCUCCCUCCUCAGAUCAAGCACACGACCCAUCAUGAACGGCGUCACCCACGAGAUCUUGCCCGAGGAUGGCAAGAAGAACAUCCUCAUUACUUCCGCGUUGCCGUAUGUGAACAACGUCCCGCAUCUCGGCAACAUCAUCGGGAGUGUGUUGUCCGCCGACGUUUUCUCGCGAUACUGCAAAGCGCGCGGCCAUCCCACCCUCUUCGUCUGCGGCACGGACGAAUACGGCACGGCGACGGAGACAAAGGCGAUAGAAGAGGGUGUGACACCUCAACAGCUAUGCGACAAAUACUACCGAUUACACAAGGAGGUCUACGACUGGUUUGAGAUUGCCUUUGACCACUUCGGCCGCACGCCCACGCAAGAGCAAACAGACAUCGCGCAGGACAUCUUUCUGAAGCUGCACAAGAAUGGAUACUUGGAUGAGGAGACCACCAAACAACCAUACUGCGAACAGCAUCAAGGCUUCCUGGCAGACCGAUUUGUAGAAGGCGAGUGUCCGCUUUGCGCAUACAAGGAUGCGCGAGGGGACCAGUGCGACAAGUGCGGUCACCUCCUCGAUCCCUUCGACCUGAUCAAUCCCAAGUGCAAGCUUGACGGUGCUACCCCACAGGCGAGAGAUACGAAGCACGUCUUCAUUCGGCUGGACAAAUUGCAAGACAAAGUAGCCGCGUGGGCGAAGGAGAGCAACGAGAAGGGUGCGUGGAGCGAGAACGGCGUCAACAUCACCAACGGCUGGCUGAAAGAAGGUCUCAAACCGCGAGGUAUCACCCGAGAUCUGAAAUGGGGCACCGCCGUCCCCUUGCCGGGCUACGAAAACAAGGUCAUGUAUGUGUGGUUUGAUGCCUGCAUUGGCUAUGUAUCCAUCACCGCCACCUACACGAAGCAGUGGGAGAAGUGGUGGAGGAAUCCAGAGCAGGUGCAGCUCUAUCAGUUCAUGGGCAAAGACAACGUCCCCUUCCACACCGUCGUCUUUCCAAGCUCGCAAUUGGGCACCGGGGACAAAUGGACCAUGCUGAACCACAUCAGCACCACCGAAUACCUCAACUACGAAAAGGGCAAAUUUUCCAAGAGCAGAGGCAUUGGGGUGUUUGGUAAUUCUGCCAAAGAUACCGGCGUUGCAGCAGAUGUGUGGCGGUAUUUCCUGCUCCUGCGAAGACCGGAGACCAGCGAUACCGAGUUCGAAUGGGACGGCUUCAUCUCGGCCAACAACAACGAACUGGUCAACAACUUUGGCAACUUUGUCAACCGCAUCCUCAAAUUCGUCAACUCGGACAAGACAUACGACUCGAUCAUUCCGGCUCUGCCAACCCCUGGCAACGACGACACUGCAGCAAUCUCGAGCAAGCACCAGCAGCACCUGGAGGAGACCAACACCCUGCUAGCUACGUAUCGCGAACAGAUGGAUGGUGUGCACCUGAAAGCCGGCCUCGUCACCGCUCGCGAGCUCUCCUCGCUUGGCAACAAACUCCUCCAAGACAACCGGCUGGACAAUGCGCUCUUCCAGAACGACCGGCCUCUCUGCGACGCCGUGGUGAACCUGGCCGUCAACCACGUCCACCUCCUGGCGUCCGUACUGGCUCCUUAUCUGCCCGCAACAACGCGCAGCAUUCUGAAGCAGCUCAACGCCGAGCUGCUCAUCAUCCCCGACGAGUGGAAAGCAGAGUCGAUUCCCGCCGGGCAUAAGAUCGGAAAGGCACAGCACUUGUUCAAGAUCAUCAAGCCAGAGAAGGAGGUCGAGUGGCGGGAGCAGUACGGUGGGCAGGAGCUGCAGAAGGUCAAGGAGGCCGAGGCGGCGAAGAAGGCAGCCAAGAAAGCGGAGAAGGAGAGAAAGAAGGCCGCGUCGAAGAGCAAGAAGGGCGUGGAGGAUUUCGAGAAGGAUGGGGCUCAGAGCAAUCCACAGGCUGGGGAUGCAUUGGAAGAGGUGACGGAGGGGGUGCGGCAGGCGGCAUUGCAGACCAGCUAGAUGUUUAUUCGGGGAGCAUGUGGGAAUGAGAUUUCUUGAUGAUCG